Messenger RNA from Sycon ciliatum, 870 nucleotides. RefSeq lists its product as uncharacterized. The transcript has a single exon. Gene Ontology annotation, molecular function: zinc ion binding; nucleic acid binding. Lineage: Eukaryota; Metazoa; Porifera; Calcarea; Leucosolenida; Sycettidae. The record is from RefSeq and is a predicted model, not a curated record. Bases 1 to 870 code for a protein of 289 amino acids.
AUGGCUCAACCAGCUGCUGUACCAGCCGCCGUUGCUGUACCAGCCGCCGCUGCUCCGGCGCCCGCCCGCCACGUGCACAACUGGGCCACCCCGGCCAAAUACGCAGGUCGGCUAGAUGACAACUGGUCGGCAUGGUAUGCCCAGUUUGAACAGGUUGCUGCGGUGAACCAGUGGACGCUGGCCGAGCAAACUCAAUUCCUGGGGUUGUCCCUCACCGGGGACGCCCAGCUAUUCUACCUGAGUCUCCCACAGGCGACCCGUCAAGGCGCUAUCGCUAACCUUGCUCAGGCCCUAGAAGACCGUUUCGCUCCCGCUCAGCGUGCGGAACUACACCGGGCCGCCUUCAAAGCGUUGCGACAGGAGAAGGGACAGUCGGCCAGCGCUUACUGUGAGAAAGUAAGGGCGGCUGUCGCCCAAUCCUAUCCCGACAUGGCCGCUGCGGACAGGGAUGUACUUGCAAAGGACCAGUUUCUUGCUGGUCUCGACUCCAGGUCGAUUCGUGUCAGGGUCCGGGAACUAGCUGCGAAUACCCUGGAUGCUGCCCUACUCGCCGCCCUUCACCAACAUUCCAUCCUGCAGGCUGAAGAGCAGGAAACACCACCUCUUCCCGUGUGCGGAGUCGCACAGGAAACGCAGCUAGAGGCAGUCGCUAAAUCGCUGGAAGCCAUCAGCGUUCGACUGGCUCGCCUCGAACAACGUGACGCCGGUCCAACCGCACUACCUCUCCACCAGCUACAACGCAGCCAGCUGCACCGCAGCCAGCCGAGGAGACCCAUUACAUGCUUCAAUUGCGGUCGCUCUGGCCACUAUGCCUCUGAGUGCCGCCAGCCCCGUCAGCCAUCGGGAAACAGCCGUCCACAGCAGUCCUGA